This is a messenger RNA of Peronospora matthiolae, 333 nucleotides long. The record is from the annotation of a GenBank genome assembly. NCBI's taxonomy places the organism in Eukaryota, Oomycota, Peronosporomycetes, Peronosporales, Peronosporaceae.
AUGCCCGCCAGCACCACAUCCUUUGGUGGACUCAAGCGGUGGUCAACGCUUUCUAGUGGAGCGCAUUUUGGACUACCGCGAUGUGAAUGGCGUCCGGACGAGUUACUUUGUCCGCUGGCGUGGCUAUCCACCGGCCUGGGACAGCUGGGAGCCUCGUGCCCAGCUGAUCGUGAUGUUCUGGGUAUCGUCGAGCAGAACGACGAGACCCACCCGCUGCGUUUGAAGAAGGGCCGUCGGAAAACGACCCUUCCGAACACGAGUACAGGGAUUUCAAGGUGUCGAUCCCUUCGGCCAUCACGGGAGAGAUUUGCGCCCUCCAUUAGGGAACAUUAG